Molecule: messenger RNA, 1500 nt
Organism: Nymphalis io (European peacock)
Lineage: Eukaryota; Metazoa; Arthropoda; Insecta; Lepidoptera; Nymphalidae
Gene: WDR79
Product: telomerase Cajal body protein 1 homolog
Exons: 5
Coding region: 159-1469 (436 amino acids)
Biological process (GO): Cajal body organization
Cellular component (GO): Cajal body
Molecular function (GO): protein binding; RNA binding
Source: RefSeq, a predicted model, not a curated record
UCAAAACAGUGUUAAGUUGUUAAAUGUUGUACACUGAAUAGUUAUAGUUAACAAAGUAAUCGAUGUUAACAGCUUUAUUAUAUAUUGAAUCCUUAUUGUAUAUUAUGUUAAGUAUAUAAUGCAUUUCUUAUUUAUAAUAUUGUAAUAGGAAAAUCGUAAUGGAUAUAGAUGCAAGCUUGGACCCUCCCAAUCAAUCUGAUACUAAUCAAAAUGAUAACAUAAACAUUGAAACAAAUGUAGCCACUGCAGCCGAUUUUUUUCAGUACCCAAAGUUAUUUUCAAGCAAAACUUUAUUAGAACUUUGCAACUCUUCUUGGUCUCGUUCUUGUAGAGCAAAAAAUAAUAUACAACCUUAUUUACGUGGAUGCAAAUGGUCCCCAGAUGGGACAUGCUGUUUAACUGUAGUGAACAAUGAUGGAGUACACAUUACAGAACUUCCUAAAGACCUAUACUUUGGCUCUGUUCAUCCUGAAAGGACAAUAGAUGUUUUAGAGUCAGUAAUUCAUGUCAAAGAAGCUGGUCUAGUCUAUGACUUCUGUUGGUACCCUGGAAUGAAUAGUAAUGUCCCUGAAACUUGCUGCUGGUUAACAACAAGACAAAAUGACCCAGUGCAGAUGUGGGAUGCUUUUGAUGGAUCUCUAAGAGCUUCGUACCGUGGGUUUAAUGCAGUUGAUGAGAUGGAACCAGCUUUAUCAGUCACAUUUAAUCCAGAAGGCACUAAAAUUAUUGCAGGAUAUAAAAAGAUGUUACGCACAUUUGAUGUUGAUAGACCAGGAAGAGACUUUGGAGAACACAAGACAAAUUCACCAGCUUCAUGUCUGGCUACAGAUAGAAAUCUCCUAGCCAUAGGUUCAUGGAAUACCACUAUCAGUCUUUUCAACAUGAGUGAGUUAGGGACUUAUAAAAGCAUUGGCAAAAUGCAUGGGCAUACUGGUGGUGUGACCCACAUAAAAUUUACUCCAGAUGGCCUUAAAUUAAUUUCUGGUGCUAGAAAAGAUCAUAGACUACUUGUAUGGGAUAUUCGGUACUACAGAAGGCCACUCAACAUCCUUACCAGAGUAGUGGAUACAAACCAAAGAAUAUAUUUUGAUGUGUCUUCCUGUGGUAAAUAUUUAGUAACUGGAGGAACUGACGGGGUGACUAAAGUAUGGGAUGUGGACUCAGUUAAUUGGAGCGAAAGCAUUAAUGUUACUGAAGUUUCAAAAGAUAAUGCAACUUUCAGGUUUCCUCUACACAAUGAUUGUUGCAACAGCAUCUCAAUUCAUCCUUUGAGGCCUAUUCUAGCCACGGGGUCAGGCCAGUACCAUAUCAAUGAUCCUGUAUCAGCACUUGAAGAUGGUGGGAUGGAUAUUGACAAUGUAAAACAUUUGGAUAAAGAUGUAUCCAUAAAUAGUGAUAUGAAAUAUUCAACUAAUGCCGAAAACAGUUUAGUGUUUUGGUGGAUUGGAGAUAUUCCAAACAUUACAUAGAUUAAGUGUAUGCUAUAAACAUUUAAACGAG